GGCUCCGCGGCGCCCUCGCCCGCCAGGCUCUCCGCCCGCCGCCCGCGCCCGGCCCGGCGCCCCGGCCCGCCGCCCGCGCUUCAUGGCUGCGCACGAAUGGGACUGGUUCCAGCGCGAGGAGCUCAUCGGGCAGAUCAGCGACAUCCGCGUCCAGAACCUGCAAGUUGAGAGGGAAAAUGUGCAGAAGAGAACCUUUACUCGAUGGGUAAAUCUCCAUCUAGAGAAGUGCGACCCACCCCUAGAAGUUAAAGAUUUAUUCAUUGAUAUCCAAGAUGGCAAAAUCCUAAUGGCUUUGUUAGAAGUCCUGUCUGGGCGGAAUCUGCUGCAUGAGUACAAGUCCUCAUCCCAUCGUAUUUUCCGGUUGAACAACAUAGCGAAAGCACUUAAGUUUUUGGAAGAUAGCAAUGUCAAACUGGUUAGCAUCGACGCAGCGGAAAUAGCAGACGGCAACCCCUCUUUGGUUCUUGGGCUGAUAUGGAACAUAAUUCUCUUCUUCCAGAUUAAGGAGCUCACGGGCAAUCUCAGCAGAAACUCGCCGUCUUCCAGCCUGUCACCUGGCUCGGGGGGCACAGACUCAGACUCUUCCUUCCCACCCACGCCCACCGCGGAGAGGAGCGUGGCCAUAUCUGUGAAAGAUCAGAGGAAGGCUAUCAGGACCCUGCUGGCGUGGGUGCAGAGGAAGACGAGGAAGUAUGGCGUGGCGGUGCAGGACUUCGCGGGCAGCUGGAGAAGUGGGAUGGCUUUCCUGGCCGUGAUCAAGGCCAUCGACCCCAGCCUGGUUGACAUGAAGCAGGCUCUGGAAGACUCCAUGCGGGAAAACCUGGAGAAGGCCUUCCGCGUGGCGCACGAGGCCCUUCACAUUCCCAGGCUCCUGGAGCCAGAAGACAUCAUGGUUGACACGCCAGACGAGCAGUCCAUCGUGACUUACGUGGCACAGUUCCUGGAACACUUCCCGGAGUUGGAAGCUGAGGAUCUCGUGGAUUCGGAUAAAGAAGCCCCUAUUGAAUCCACCUUUGUCCACAUCAAAGAAACCCCUUCUGAACAGGAGAGCACCAUCUUCCUUCUGACGGAGAAUGGGGAGCAAGCUUACACCGUCAACCACGAAGCCAGCCACCCGCCGCCCUCCAAAGUCUUUGUCUGUGACAAGUCCGAGAGCGCGAAAGAAUGCUACCUGAGUGUCAUGCCCAGCCAGGCACUCUCAGACAGCUCCACUGACUUCAUGCACCAGAUCAUCGACCAGGCCCUCCAAGAGGUCCCGGGGAAGGCCAGCAGCACCGGUGAGCCAUCUCCGGAAUCUUCCAUUUUAUCCUCCAGAAAGGACAACCGGAGGUCCAACUCUUUGCCAAUCAAGAAGACCGUGCAUUUUGAGGCUGACACCUACAAGGAGGCUUCCUGCAGUAAAGACCCUUUCUACAGUCCAGACCUUCGCUUUGAGGGGAGCCCGAGAGGGACAAAGGACUCGCUGAAGCAGGAUGGGGACGUCCUGGCAGCUGAGAUUGCCGAGGAAAAGCCGAAGCAGGAAGCCCCCAAGAUUCCGGAAGCGGCCUCUGAUGAGUCACCGGGGGUCGAGUCUUUGGUGGACAGGAAGAUCAAUCAUUCGCAGACUUCGGAGAGUUGUCCCUCCUGGAACGGGGCGCCAGAGGGUGCGGCCGGUGGGGGGAAGGAGAGCCGUCCCCUUUCACCCCUCGGGGACAACGCGGUUAUGGCCGAUUCCUUGGAGAUCAAGGUCCAGCUGCUGACCGUAGAAGCUAUGGCUGAGGAAGACUAUUUUGAAAGCACACCUUUAAAAGCCUCUAAGUUCAACAGCGACCUAAUAGAUUUUGCCUCAACCAGCCAGGCCUUCAACGAGGUUCCUCCGCCUCGUGAGAAGAGACCUGUCGAGGAAGAGGUUCCGGAGGAUCACGCUGAGAAACUGGGAAAGAGGAGAAGCAAAUCCGCGCACCAGCGCAAAGACUCGGACGAGUCCCCAGAGAGGCCGGACAAGCAGGAGCCCCACGAGGACCCUGGGCGAGAGGACCCAGGCUAUUCUUUGGCCCCCGAGGAGGCACCGGUGGAAAAAAAGCCGGAGGCGUACGAGAAGCCCAAGCGCAAGUCCGCGCGGCGCCGUCGGGGCGAGGACGAGGGGGAGGCUGCGGGGCCGCAGGGGCCGGACGGCGAGCUGCCCUCCGACCCUCCGAGUGGCAGCCUCAGCCUGGAGACCCUGCACAGCCGCAGCCAGGAAGGCCUGGACUUCAAGCCCUCCCCGCCGCUGUCCAAGGUCUCCGUCAUUCCCCACGACCUUUUCUACUACCCGCACUACGAGGUGCCCCUGGCUGCGGUUCUGGAGGCUUAUGCGGAAGGCUCAGAGGACCUGAAACACCGAGACCUGGAUCUGGAGGAGCCGGAGGACUAUCUGCAUGACCUGGGGGCCGGGGCCGAGGCCGAGGAGGCCGAGGAGGCCGAGGUCUCUUGGAACAGCUGUAGCUUCUCGGGGCCGGACGAGGAGGGCCCUGAGGCCGGCAUCCCGGCCCCGAGUACCGACAAGGGUGCAGAGGGCACCAGACCAGCCUUGGAGCCCGCACCCCCAGCCCCUCCAGAAGGCCACCAGCCAGCGGAGGCCGAAGAGAGCGGCCCUGUGGAGAGCCAUCAGUCCCAGGAAUCUGAAAACUCGGGAAACUUAGCAAACUCUUUAGAAGAAAAGGUAACGGGAGAGUCAAUCAGCAGUAAAAAAAAGGAAAAAAGGAAGCACGUGGACCACGUAGAAAGUUCAAUAUUUAUAGCACCCGGCACCAUCCGAUCCUCAGAGGACCUAGAAGGAGACACGGGUGACCACAAAGUCCUUUCCAGGACUAGUCACAGUGACUCCAGCAUUUACAUUCGACGACAUACUAACAGGUCUUUGGAAUCGGACCACUUUAGCUAUGUUCAGUUGAGGAACGCGGCAGAUCAGGAUGACAGAAGAAACCGAAUGUUAACCAGGUACAAUACUCAGAAGCUCACUGAGCUGAUAUUACAGUUUUAUGGCAUCAGAGCAGAUAUGAAGAAGGAAUGCAAACAUACCAGGAUGUCUAUGAAAGAAGGCCAACGACUCUGGCGAAGCCGUGUUCCAGGAGAGCCAGAGCUCACAGAGCGACUCUCUGACCCAGUUUGUCCAGCAGCCGGAUAUGAUGUAUUUUAUUCUCUUCCUCUGGCUCCUGGUUUACUGCCUACUGCUGUUCCCACAGCUGGACGUCACCAGACUCUGAUGCGUGUGUCUGCAUAAUAAAAAAAGGCUCCUGAGCGGGGGGGGGGGGCAGGAGUCUUGUCACUUCCCUUUUAUUGGGGUUUGGAUGGGCCACUCUGCAGACAGCCGAGGGCCUCCAAGGAAACAGCGUCCCUCUCCCUGCUGUCUCCAUGGGUUCCCUUCUCUCCUGCAAGUCCUAAGCACGCUUUUCUCGUCUGCCGCGUCCUCAAAACUCAGGUGUCUGUCUGGCUGGAGUCCCUAAGCGGAGCGUGUUCCUGCGUGCCUUGCUUUGGCAGGUAUGAAGCGUCCUUGCUAAUAUUUAGCCAUAGCUCGGGUCAUAGCUCGUCCUGCGUGCAGGUGUUGAUGGCUUUGAGUUACUUGCCUCUGAGAGGAGGGUCGUCCUGAUGGGAGGCGGCGGGUGGGGGGGGUGCCCCACGCGCAGAGCCUCCAUUGGGAGGAAAACUUCCCCGUGUUCCUCCCAGAGGUGGGCUUCGAGUGAAGGUGCUGGGUGUCCGUGCACCUGUCGGGGUCUGGCCGUCUCCGGGACCGUCCAUCUGCGAGCGGCAAACCCAAGGAGGAGAGUGAGGGCUGGUGGUAGGCUGGUCUUUUUUUUUUUUUUUUUUUUUUUUGGCGGGGGGACAGAGAUGUAAAUUCAGUUUUGUAUUGAUUGAAUUAAGGUUAAAGCUGUGAUUUUCAAAGAGUUUUCGCCAACAGCACCCUCUUUCAGAUGAAUUCCUAGCAGGGGAGGGUCUAGCUGGUGCAUUAAAAGCUGAGCUCAGCCGACACAGGGCCGGACCUGGGAUCCCUCCCGCUUUGCCUGGGCAGCGUCCCCAGCAUCCACGACAGCUCCUGAGGCCUCCGGGCCGAUCUCCAAGGCCCCACAGGGCACUGCAGAGAGCUCUUUAAAAGCCCCAGGAGGAGUGCAGGAACGGCUGGGCUCAGAAUCAGUCCCGGCUGACGUCAGAGCUACAAGGGGUCCGGCAGGCUCCUGCCCCUUGUGCACACCAGUCUCGGCACAGGCAUCCUUACUGGUCGGUCAUAAUGGGAUUCUCGAAAAGACUUUCCGGAAGGUACCCGAACAAGUAGACCGGAACAGGCAGUUUGUGAGGAGACCUCCCCCCACCCUCCCAUCUUCCUUCAGCCCUGCACCACCCUCCACCCCCGUUUCCUGCCAAGAUGUAGGUCCUGGUGACUCGGUUUUGCGUCCUCCCCCGCCCCGUGGUCCUCCCCUCUCCAAGCAGGACUCAUAAAAAUCACAGACUCUUAGGUCAGGAGAGGCCCUCAGACAGCCUGUUGUCUGCUGAACCCAGAGAGGCAGAGCGGGUGGACCGAGGUCACACAGCAGCCAGGAGCAGACUUGUAAGCACACUCGUGCCCCCUGAUGCCGGGUCCAGAGCUGUCCCCUCUUUGACAAACCUUGUAUCUGGCCCAGGAGUAUCCUGGAAAGAAGAUGAGGUGAUUAGAUAAAAAGGUCCUCGUUUAGACAAAACCAAAAUGUGGGGCCAGCCACAACCUUUGCCUUGUUCUCGUGUUUUUCCCGGGAGGAAGCUGCAUUCACUUUCACGCUCGUCCCCCGUGACUUCUGGAGUGCCCUUGAUAGCUCGGAUAGCUUGAUAGGUGACAAGCCAGCCGUCGUUCCUCCUGCAGAGAUCACGGUUCUCUCUUGGCAAGCCCAGAGGCUUGCUCACUUCAGGGAACGGGUUUCAAGUUUACAGAAUCCCAGCACGGCCAAAAGAAUUUACAGAGCACGUUUUAGUCAACGACAUUCCAAGAUCCCAUUCCGGUGACAGCCUGCCUCGUCUCCUCCUUAGUUCUUAGAACGAAUCCGAGCCUUCCGAGCUGAAAGCUGCCGGGAGCUUGGAGUGGUGCCAUCGUGAAGGCCAAAUGUGCCAUGGAAAAUGAGCUAAUUAACGAGCUCUUUGGCAUCUCUGAAAGCUAGGAUACAGAUAGUAAAGAAUACGUGUGUGGUAUUUUGUAACCCUGGACGCCACGCGGUCCUUGCCUAAACUAGAUGCUGGAAAGGCCGGGGAGGAGCCCAUCCAAACACGAAUCUUACGGGUCUAGACCUCGUUCAGAAAAAAAAAAUCUCCGCAGGUUUCUUCUCUCACCCAUUACAACGUGUAAUAUUGUUCAAAACCACCCACUGGGGAUGGGGUGCCUGGGUGGCUCAGUCGGUCGAGCGUCCGACUUCGGCUCGGGUCAUGAUCUCACCGUUCGUGGUGCAAGCCCCGCGUCUGGCUCUGUGCUGACAGCUCGGAGCCCGGAGCCGGCUUCGGAUUCCGUGUCUCCCUCUCUCUCUGCCCCUCCCUUGCUCGUGCUCUCUGUCUCAAAAAUAAAAACAUUAAAAAAACAUUUUUUUUUAAACCGCCCACUGGUGAGAUGCCUAAAAAUCGUUUGAUUCAGGUUGGCUGUAAACAGAUUUUUUCUUUAAAGGCAAAAAAAAAAAAAAAUUCUCCAUUUGAGUAUAGGCUUAUACGGAAGAGAAAGUUGGAUAUAAAAGGUGAAUACAGAAGCCCGCAAGACAAACCACCCAUGGCUUUUCUUUUCUUUUCUUUUCUUUUCUAAGAGUCAAUUUUUAAUUCUUACCCGAGUAAUACAUAUUCAUAGUUUUUUAGUCAGCGUAGGUGCAUAAAAACCGUUUGCUCCUGGGCCAGGUGGUACAUAACCGUGGGUACACGGCCUUUCUUGCCCAAAUUCUCCCUCCCGGUUUGAUCAUCUUUUUGUGUGUCUUUGUGUUUGCUUGUGUGUUGCUUUGGGUGUGGCACAUUCUUUAGUAACUUCCUGAGAAAUGUAACCUGGGAAGUCAACAUUUAACUACCUUGAGGUUGUGCAUACCUUAACACGUCUUGAUUCUGCCUGUACCCAAGUAUAACUGGGUGCAGGAUUUCUGGUGGAGAAUAACUCUCUCUUACCCGCCUCCCUCAGGGCAGUGGUUGACAUUUCUGGCGCCAUCUGGAUGCCCAAGCCUCUACGUGAGACUUGGGCUUCUCCCCACCUCCCAGGAAGCAUUCAAGUUUCCUUCUUUCUUAGUGGUCCGAGCUGUCCUGAUGGUGGUGUGUCCUCUACAGUGUGAACCUCAUGCUGGGUUCUCUUGGGAAGUUUCUUAAAUCUUCUCAUAGUGGUUCACAUCCUUUCUUUCUGGACCACCUGUUAUUCCAACGUGGGACCUUCUGCGCCAUAAUCCUUUAAUAUUUUUUUUCUUUUCCACUUGUCGUCUUUUUAUUUGGGGGGAUCUGGCUUCAGGGCAAGGUACUCAGCUCAUCUUCUCACACGCCUGAUGAAUAUGGUGAAUGCUUAAUUUCCAGAACAUUUUGUUGCUGUUCUCCUGUUUCUGUUUCAUAGUGUCCUGUUCUUGGUUCGUGGCUGCAGAUCUUCGCCGUCUGGGGAUGUUCAUGAUAGCGGGUCUGGGGAAGUUCUUUCCUGCUCCCUGUAUUGGCUCUGUUUUCUCGAAGUCCCCUUUCUCUUGGUUAGUCUCGGGCUCCGUCUUUCACAUCACGGGCUUUCUUCAAAUAUCUGGUGGUUCUGUGGAUCCAUUCGUACUGGAGAGUGACACAUCCGAAAACAGGCUGGAAGACUUUUGUCAACCGGCGGGCUUUUCUGUAGGGGCACCCAGUUGGCACCUGACGUCUUCAUGAGAAGGCCCCCAUAUCGAUUGUAGGUCUUUUCUCUGGGGCUAAUUGUUUCUUUACAGAUAUUUUCACUUCUCUCCUGCCUGGGAAAGAGGAACAUACUAGAGCUGCUAUGAAGUGUCCUCUUACAGUUUCUAAAAAAGGCAUUCCCUCCGGGUGAAUGGCUUCAAGAAAGAUGCCUCCGCUGGGCAGAAGCCACCCAUAGGCACUUGGCCUGGCUGGCAGAUGGCAUCUUUGGCCCCUUUCUCUAACGAGAUGUAGACCUGAGCGAGGGCAGGGCUUUAGGAGCAGAGCAAGGACUAGAUUUGUACCGCCCAGUCGUUCCCUCAGCCGAGCGCCUUUGUGCAGUGCUCAGACUGUACGGCUGCACCCGGAGAUCCUAGCGCACGCCCGCGUGCUCGCGUCCUGACCCGAGCGGGCAGUCUCUUCACAGUCUGUACUUGGACUCAUUGAACUGCUCCUGCCUCCCUGUGCCUGGUGUCCGUGGGUCGCAGCUCCUCCGAUCCCCCUGUGGAGUAGGACCGCAGCUGUGACAGCUCAGUGGCAUGUCUCCGCCCGUGUGCGGUGGUCGGGUCCUCUGCCCUGCCCUCCUCUCCAGCGGUGCUGCCCCUGCCACCAACGGGGUGGCAUCUUUCACCCCCUCGCAUCCCCUGUCCGUCCCAUCGUCUUCAUGAGCGCAGAACCUCUCUCUGUUCCUUUGCUCUUAUUCUCUCGGGGGUCUCACGAGGGAUGAAAGGAACCUGCGUGUUCAACACCCCACCUUGAAGCUUCCCGUCCGAGUUUCGGAGCUUCCCGUCCUGUCCUGGCCAGACCUGGCCUCUGUGGGGAGAGGGGCUCCUGCCAGGACCUGGGACCAGGGAGUUUACUGUCACCGCCCAGGACAGCCACCUGGGCACGCACUGUGUGCCUGCUCCUUGUAAGGCGAGCACACUUUAGAAGGCUGCCUCUUUGGUCAGUCUUUAGAAGUCGGAGGAUAUUCGACAGCCUUAGGCAUCUCGUAAGGGUCUAGCACUUUAUCUAAGCAAUCAGAACACUGAAGGCCAGGAAGGGGAUGUGACUAGUCCCACUGCUAGUUAGUGACCCCAGUAUGGUCAUCGUGAUUCCCAAUUACUUUUUUUUUUUUAGUUUAUUUUGAGAGAGAGAGCGCGCGCGCAUACGGGCGCAGGGGAGAGGCAGAGAAAGAGGAGAGAGAAUCCCAAGCAGGCUCCGUGUUGUCAGCACAGAGCCCGACACGGGGCUCGAUCUCACAAACCGUGAGAUCAUGACCCCAGCUGAAACCCAGAGUCAGAUGCUUAACCGACUGAGCCACGCAGCACCCCCCCACCCCCCCCACCCCUUCCGGUCACGUUUUCUGCAAAACUACAUCCUGCAGCCACUGAAGGUGCCCUGCCCCUCCCUCCUUGCCAAGGACUCAGAACAUCGCGACGCCAGUCUCUCAAACACACAUCCGAGUAAACAAGAAUGUGUCUUACCGAAUAUCGCAAAUCACCAAAGCUUCUUUGGUAAGAACUAUUCUCCUUCCGUGGUUAUGUCGCUUUCCGAGCCUCUUCCUGUCUCUUUCCGAGUGCAGUCACACGACGGGACUCGAGGGCCCGCCGGAGCUUUGAGAUGUGGCCUCUCUGCUUAGAGACCUUCCUCUGAGGUCUCUGCCGAAUUACCCAGCUCUACUCAGCUUCACGUCCUGAACCCCCCCCCCCCCCCCCGUGUGGGCUGCGUGGGAAUCCCAAGCCGGCGUGGCUUCUCAGAACCUUCUCGGCGAUGCUCUUGCCGGGAAGCAAACACAUAGAGCCCUCCAGGUCCAGAUGUGCUCUCUCUCGCUGACGUUGCAUAAUCUCGGCUAAAACGGCCUUUGGGGGAAGAUUUAACGUGUUGGGCCCGCAGCUGUCCCAGGGACCCCCCCCCCCCCGCCACCCCCCGAAUAGCAGGUUACACCUCUGGCCCUUGCAGCUGGUGAGCGGGGCUGCUCCCAGGACACAGUCCAGGACCCGGGGCGAGACGCUAAAGGCUGAGAGCCGGCAUGAACGAGAUCAUGCUUCUUUGCCGAAAAUUGCCACAGAGUUUGCCCGAACAGUUAGCCAGGGUGAGGGAGCCACGAAAGGAGACAUAACUUCCCUGCCGAACGGGGACUCCACAGAUCUUUCGACCCCACCUCUCAUCAGGCAUUUCCUUGCGGAAGGACGGCAGUUUAGGGAAGUUUAGGGAGCCUGGUGCCCGAGAAGCAUGGCUUUGGGGUGAAUUGUGCCCCGGAUCUAACAUUUCUGUCGUGUGUAGACCCCGUGUGUUUAGGCUCGGGCUUGGGGUGAGUUUGGCCGAGUAAUUGGGCGAUUCCCGGGUACUUGGGAUCUCCGGCUUCUCCGAGAGCCAGCGGAGGACCACGGGGGUUCCUGUGCACCCCGGCCUGUCCUAGAAUCUGCAGGACCACCUCCCUUCCCCCCGCCUUCCCGCCCCGUUCCGCAGACCCUGGAGACCGACUUGUUUGUGUUUACAAUGUGUUCGGAGAACCUUGAGGAAAACACAUCAAGCAAGCAGUUCUCGCUGGCCGAGGGCCGUCCCAUCAACAAGCCAGAAAGACAACUAUUUAUCUUGUGCUGUUUGACCACGCUGUUCUUAAAUGCGAGCACAACUCAACCCUCCGUGGGCCCAUCCCGCGGCUAACCUUUUAAAUUGCCGACGCCCUAGGUUUCAUCCCGCAGGGGUCUGUCCGGCUGAAACCAUUUUCCUUAAAUCGUCACUCCCUUCGUCCUCUUCCUCCGGGAGGUACUGUGGGAUGGGGAAAGCGCAGGUUUGGGAAUCAGCCAGAUCUAGGUUGGAGUCCCCGCUCGGUCACCUGGUAUCGGCAUGACCAUUAAGCCCUCUGGGCGUCUUCUGUGCGGAGUGGCCCCCACGUACACACUGGUUGAAUGAAGAAUGCUUCCCUGCAAAUCUGCCGCGAGGCUGGGAAGUGUCCAAUAGCUCCUUGCUGUGCAUCGCCUUCCUCUCCAAGCUUUGCAGACGCCCUCUUUCCUUAACGUUCCAUUGACCGGAGCUGCUUUGCAGCCUCUCCCGUCUGCCUUGCUCCCUCCUGCUGCUCUGUCUCCACUCUAACCCGAGCCUUUUAAAGAGGAAGUUGCAACCACCGUAUACCCAUUACUCCCCGGACCCUCAGCACAACCACGGGAGGUCAGUUCAGAGAUGAAGCUAAUGCCUAGGGAGGGGAAAAACAAACAAACAAACGAAAAAAAAAAAAACCCAAGGUCACAGAACCAGGAACAUAGGACUCUUGUUUGCAAACCCUGAUUUUCGCCCUGGGCUUCACUGCUUAGAAAAUAAAGUCCUACCCUGACGAGGUUCUGAUUCUUGAUGACUUUGGCCUAGUUGGCAAGUGUGGGUGGAGGUUCCCAGAGUCGGGAAGGUGGGAAACUGGGUUAGCCCCAUUGUCAUUCCCCACCGUGCGUCCUUCUUCCCCCUCCCAAGUCGCUGCACUUACUCCCAAGCCCAUAUCAGAACCGCUGAAGUGUCCCCUUCAUGCUUGCGUAAAAAUGACUGGAGAUGCCCCAAGUUCAUGUUUUAGCCUGGGGUGGCAAAUUUGCAGCCAAACUCAUGGCCUCUAAAGAACCUCUAGCAGUAAAAUCUCAGCGUCUAACCUCACAAACUUCAGCGACCCAUUACCUCUGCAUCCUGCCCCAGCUAAUCACCUCUCCACCUGCCAACACAUGCUUUUCAGAGCCGGAAAUUAGGCUCUCUCCUUCCAAAAACAAAUACAUUUCACGGUGCUGGGCAGAGCACAAUUAAAGUGGGGUUGGAGGAGUCAGAGAACUUGGACGAAGUCUUAAUUCGUGGGUCCGUGACCUAGAAAUACUUAUUUUUCCUUGAAGUUUAAAAGUUGUGAUUUUUGUAUUCUUGCAAAAACGGAAAUAUCUUUUUGGUUUAUUCCACGCACGUCAGCGACCGCUUCCCUUAGCCCCACCUGAAGUCAAUAGAAUGUUCUCCGCAAGACGGUGCUACAAAUGCCUGUGUUUCUAAAUGCCCCGCAAGGAUUGAAACGCGUCCUUAAAGGAAACUCUCUGUAACCUAGAGAGUUGACAUGGUUCCAAAGUAGGACGACAGUGGUCUGAGCAUCAGGAACCCACAUCCAGGCUGUGGCUCACCUGCUGUGACACCUUGAGUAAUUCACUUACCUCUCUGGGUCAGAAGUUGGAAGAUCUGUUAGAAAGUCCUGCCUAGGUUUAAACACCCAAAGGGUUAGCAAGUUCGAUGGGGUUUUUUGUUUUGUUUUGUUUUUUAAGCUCAGUAAGUGACCUCUUUGCUUAAAAGAAAUGCAUCUCUGUAUUUUGUAAGUGAAAUCCAAAGCUUAGAACGUUGCUUCCGGCUUUAGUAUCUGAUAAAGGUGCCUUCAGGAAGGGUUUGGUAAAACAAAGCGUAGUCUGUUAGAGGUGUGGGGAUGAAAGUUGGGAGGAGGGUGGGGGAGACCUGCUUCCUAGGGCUCCCGGACCUGAACUGGUCUCCUUAACUUAGGUCCGCACAGAAGGCAGUUUCCCGGGGAAAUCUGUUCCAAAUGUCAAAGUUCAGCAGUGAGAGCAAAGAGCUGUAAACUGGACCUUUCUUUCUGCACUUCCCAGCUUCCGCCCCUUUCCCUAGCAGACUCCAAACAGGUAGAGAAAUCUCAGUGGACUCCAGCUGUGUGCAUUCUAACAUGGGACCCCUGGAGCCAACGAGGGACACCUCCGGGUCGAAUGUCCCUGAGCGGGUGCUGUACCUGUGGGGCGGGGGUGGAGGGAUUUUGUGCUUGAAAUUGCACCGUAAGAUAGUGCCUGCAUCACCUGCGUCGGAGCCAAAGACAAGUCGGAAAAAAUAGUUUUUCGCUACCAUAGGACAUCGUUGGGGGCAAAUUACUAAGCCUGGCCGUGGUAUCUUCAGAGCCUGUCCUAUUGGAUGGCGACAGGAGUUUAUUUCAAGGUCUGUAAUACGUUUAACGGAUUCAAUGCUACCAUUUCUUUCAAUGUCACGGCAGAGCUUCCUGGACAAAUGUCUGAACCUUUUUACUGAGGGCGCUAAGAGAUUUAUUGAAAAAAAGUGAAAUGUUAUUUUGUAGAACAGGGAUUAUUUUGUCUAUUUAGUACAUACAUAUAGCCGUAGCUUUGUAAAAAGGGGUCUUUGUAAAAAGAAAUGGUCUGAAUGUGCACUCUUAUUUAUUGAUUAUUGUAAAUGAAGAUAUAAAUGACUAUUUGCAUAAUUUAUACCUGUGGGAAAUUCACUGGAGUAUUUGCUAUUUGACCGUUUUUCUAUUAAGGAACAGCAUAGGCCCGGUGCUACGACGAAUGGUCUCGGAAAAUCACGUGUAUUCUUAAGAAAAUUUUUAAGUGUAAACUUCACGAACCGUC
Molecule: messenger RNA, 12191 nt
Organism: Prionailurus viverrinus (fishing cat)
Lineage: Eukaryota; Metazoa; Chordata; Mammalia; Carnivora; Felidae
Gene: CLMN
Product: calmin
Exons: 14
Coding region: 83-3241 (1052 amino acids)
Biological process (GO): nuclear migration
Cellular component (GO): nuclear outer membrane; meiotic nuclear membrane microtubule tethering complex; cytoplasm
Molecular function (GO): actin filament binding
Source: RefSeq, a predicted model, not a curated record